Mytilinidion resinicola is the source of this 2585-nucleotide messenger RNA. RefSeq names its product SPX-domain-containing protein. Gene Ontology annotation, cellular component: vacuolar transporter chaperone complex; fungal-type vacuole membrane. Lineage: Eukaryota; Fungi; Ascomycota; Dothideomycetes; Mytilinidiales; Mytilinidiaceae. The record is from RefSeq and is a predicted model, not a curated record. The transcript has 3 exons. Bases 97 to 2472 code for a protein of 791 amino acids.
AGCUCUCAAACUCUGCCAAACACCAUUGCUAUUGCCAAUUGACCCCGGUUUUGAAGCUUCUCACCCGCCUCGCAAUCACCAUCCUUACCGCAUAGCAUGCGCUUCGGCACCACCCUCCGCAAGACUAUCUACGCGCCAUGGAAAGACAAGUACGUCGAUUAUGACAAGCUGAAGAAGCUGCUCAAGGAGAGCGAUGGAGGGUCAUCGGUUGAAGAUGAUGACGACCAAUGGACGGCCGACGAUGAGAGCGCAUUCGUAGACGAGCUGCUGAACGUGCAGCUGGAGAAGGUGCAUGCGUUCCAAGCGGACACUUACCAGAAGCUACGGGAUCGGACGACGGCAUGCGAAUCGAAGCUGGACCCGUUAGCGAUUGGGCUGAAGAAAGAUGCUAGCGAUGAAGGGGAGGUCGAUGCUGCGGAUAAGAAGCUGGAGGUGGCCUCGCAGGAAAGGGAGAAGAUACUGAAAGAGGUGUUGGAGGAGUUGGACAAGAUCACGAAAGACGUCAAUGAGCUUGAGAAGUACUGUCGCAUCAACUACACAGCGUUAUAUAAGGCCACGAAGAAGCAUGAUCGGAAGCGUGGAGAAGCGUAUAAGCUCAGGGCCUUCCUUGAUACCCGCAUUGCAGAGCUACCGUUCAACAAGGAGGACUAUUCACCGUUGUUAUAUAGGCUGUCGGCCAUGUACUCGUUUGUGCGGCAGAGUUUAGACGGGAAGACGAAGGAAUCACUCUCCUUCGCUGACAGCCAUACGGGCGGGGAGAGCUUCACAUCAUACAAAUUCUGGGUCCACCCUGAAAACCUUCUUGAAGUUAAGACCGUCAUCCUUCGUCGCCUUCCCGUCCUUGUAUACAACCCGCAAACCUCUAAAGUUGCCGAAGGCUUCCAACGCGACCCGACCCUCACCUCCGUAUAUUUCGAUAACCCUAACUUCAAACUAUACACGGACAAGGUCAAUCAAGCGCCUGAUGCGGCUUCGCUUCGCCUACGCUGGUAUGGACAGCUUGCAGAUAAACCCGACAUUCUAUUCGAGAAGAAGACAAUCACCGACGGGAACAGUAGCGAGGAACAACGCUUCCCUAUCAAGGAGAAGUACAUUGAGCAGUUCAUUAAAGGCAAAUAUAAGAUGGAAAAAAGCGUCCAAAAGAUCCAGAACAGAGAAGGAGAAUCUAGCGACAGCGCGGAUAACUUCCAGAAAGCCGUCGAUGAUAUACAAGCCUUCAUCAAGGAAAACCAGCUUCAGCCUGUCCUGAGGGCAAAUUACACUCGAACUGCCUUCCAGAUACCUGGUGAUGACAGAGUCAGGAUUUCACUGGAUACUGAUCUAGCUCUCAUCCGGGAAGACGCAAUCGACACCGAGCGCCCCUGCCGAGACCCUGAGGACUGGCAUCGCAAAGACAUCGACGAUGCAUCCAUGGAAUACCCUUUCAGUGGAAUUCGUAAAGGCGAGAUCAACCGCUUCCCCUUUGCGCUGCUCGAAAUCAAAGUGAAAGGCUACAAGAAGUACGAAUGGGUCGACGACCUCAUGGAUUCGCAUCUCGUCAAAGGAGCGCCACGUUUUUCGAAAUUUGUCCACGGUGUCGCCAUGCUCUUUGAAGACAGCGUCAACAGCUUCCCUUUCUGGCGCUCAGACGUCGAAUCUGAUAUUCGUCAGGAGCCUCAGCAGGCCUUCGAACAAGAACAGGACCGGAAAGCCAAAAUGGCUGAAGAGGAGUUCGCUGUUGGAUCCCUAUUCGGCACAAGACCAAGUGGCAGCUAUAGACCCUCUAUCAGCUCCCCCGUUAGCUCGCCCGCGGGCGCCGGUGGCAAAUCCCUGAAAGAUCGCAUUUCUGCGGGACGCUCUUCUCUCCCCUAUGCUACGAGCCCCACUUCUAAAGAAGACGUUGCGGAAGAGGAUUUAGACAAUGAAGACUCGCAAAUGCCUACUGCUGGCCUCACUAAGCCGAGUGGUAUUCGCUCCUUCCUCCCCUCAUUCUCCUCUUCCAAAUACGCCCGCGCGCACCAAACUCCCAACGCUCGACUACCCCCGGGCGUCUCGAAUCCAACCUCCUGGAUCAAAGACCAAGGUCCCGUCCGUGUCGAGGCCAAAGUGUGGCUAGCCAACCAGCGCACAUUCAUAAAAUGGCAGCACGUAGCCGUGUUGCUCGCUUCUCUGUCCUUGGGACUUUUCAACGCGGCUGGACCAUCGAAUAAUGUCGCCAGAGCUCUAGCGGUUGCGUAUACGAUCGUCGCUGUGUUUACACUCGUUUGGGGCUGGGCGAUUUACAUGAUCAGGGCGAAGAUGAUCAAGGAGAGAAGUCCAAAAGAUUUCGAUAACCAGAUCGGCCCCAUUGUUGUGUGUAUCGGGUUGGUGGUGGCGCUUUGUUUGAACUUCGGGUUUCAGUAUCACGCUAUGUUACAGAGGCAAGAGCAAAAACAUAGUAGCGCGGUGCAAAAUACAACUCUACUAGAGCCGCAGCGGAUUGAGUUGUUGUGAGAGAAGACAUACUGGCUUUUGGAAUUAGUGAAGGGCAUAAGUAAGCUCUUUAUUGUAUUUGGACUCGUCGUGACGCUCAGAUGAAUCUCGACGACGGAUGUCGCAAAACUGGU